AGAGAGAGACUAGAACUCAACUCACAGACAGGACAGAGAGAGAGAGAGAGACUAGAACUCAACUCACAGACCGAGACAGAGAGAGAGAAAAUAGUGAAAACCUUUGUAGAUCUCUGAAGAAGUGAAGCUACAACUGAAGACUUCAGAAGGAGACAAUCACCAUGGCGAUUUUGACCACUCUUCUGCUUCUCAGCGCUGUCUUUGCUCUGGGAGAUGCAAGGGGUAGGAGAGGGGAUCGGCAUAAUCACUGUGACUCGGAGGAACACAUUCCUCCUCCGAAGGAUCCGUACGACUCAGAGGAAAACAGUUCUCCUUCGGAUGAACACAUUCCUCCUCCGACAGAUCAUUCUGACUCGGAUGAGCACAUUCCUCCUCCGACAGAUCAUUCUGACUCGGAUGAGCACAUUCCUCCUCCGAAAGAUCAUUCUGACUCGGAUGAGCACAUUCCUCCUCCGAAAGAUCUGUCUGAUUCAGAAGAAAACAUUCCUCCCCGGAAAGAGUGGCAUCGCAGAGUCUGCCCAAACGGCUGGCCCAGAUAUAAGACACACUGCUAUCACUACGUCCCCUUCAUGACCACAUGGCCAGAGGCAGAGAGGAAAUGUUUGCGCUUGGGAGGUAACCUGGCAUCAGUGCACAGCCUUCCCCAGUAUCGUUUCCUUCAGUCUGUCAUCAGGAAGAGUACCAGGAAAGCUCAGCGCACCUGGAUAGGAGCCAACGAUGCCAUCAAGGAGGGUCUCUGGCUGUGGAGCGACGGGUCCAGGUUUAACUACCAGAACUGGGGCCCGGGUCAACCCUCUAACUAUAACCAUGGUGUUAUUAAGGACAACACGAACGGCCGGGAGCAUUGCAUGGAGAUGAACUAUGGAGCUUCUCGCUGCCAGAACGAUGCCCCUUGCUGGUUUACAUUUCCCUUCCUGUGUUCCAGAAAGUUGUGAUGUCCACAUUUUGGGAGAGAUGAUCUCUAAAGAUGAGAUUGUUUUAAAUAAAGGCACCAUCUGCAAUGUUACCUUUUGUUCAGUGGUCAUUUAUACAAAACAAAACACCAGCUGGAUCCAACUACUAAACUCUGUAGUAAAUAACAUCUUUGGUAAAAUAAACUU
Molecule: messenger RNA, 1100 nt
Organism: Oncorhynchus keta (chum salmon)
Lineage: Eukaryota; Metazoa; Chordata; Actinopteri; Salmoniformes; Salmonidae
Product: galactose-specific lectin nattectin-like
Exons: 7
Coding region: 162-935 (257 amino acids)
Molecular function (GO): signaling receptor activity
Source: RefSeq, a predicted model, not a curated record